CUAUCCAAAGCUCACAUUAUUCCUACUGUCUACAUAAGUAAAACACUAAACGACGUUAUUUUAAAAAGGUCGACUAGUUAACUAUUACGUUUUCGAUACGUAGCGGUAGUGUAUUUAGGUAUUGAUUUUGUCACAGUAAGGAUUUCGAGUAUAUUCACUUCAAUGUAAACAGUGUCUAUAUUUUGUAAUAGUAAUUUCUUUUGGUUAUUAAUGUGACACUAGUGAUCACACCCAAGACUUUUGCUUAUGACAUUUUCUUAAAACAGUGUCCAUAAUAUAGAUAGCUAGUUCCAAAUUAUAUUUAAUGUUUGGACCUGCGGAUUGUGCUAGCCAAGAACAGGUAAGGAUCCAUUCCUUCUAUGAGUUUUUCAGUAUUUGGAACAAUAUUUCUAUGUAAUAAUCACAAAAUUAGUUGUUAUAUUAUUAUAGUUUCUACAUAUUUUAACGGGUGUUAUAUUUUAUUACGUGCUAUUGUGUGGUAUGACCAAUUCAUUUGUGAGCCAGGAGAAAAAUUUGAAUUGCGAGAACUGUAUUGGUAUUAUGAUUAGGAUAUAAUGCUAGGUAAAAAUAUAUGUUGUUAUUUUUGUUUUAUCAUUUCAUGUCCCGUGCCGUCCCAUUUCGUCACAAAUACGCUUUUCUUCAUUUCACACCUAAGUUUGUCGUACUAUGCAAAAUUAUGUAUGUAUGUAUGGUGUUGAUUUUUGUUAUACUUAAUAUAUAAUAUCACAAUGAGAAGUGUUUUAUAAUAAAAAUUACUGCACAGUGCGCCUGAACCCACUUAUACAUCCAUCAAACUCAUUUCCAUGGUUGAAAAUGUCUUCAUGUUUUAUUAUAUAAUAUAAUUAGAUCCCAUGCAUAAUAUUAGUAUAGGUUGUUAAUCUUAUACAAGCAAAAUUAAAGUCCUUUAUAUUAUUGAUUCAGAAAGGUAUGUAAUUUAUAAACAAUAUACCUAUAUUUGUAUAGAAAAGUAUUUGGCUGUACGGCACAUUAUCUUGUUACGAUUCAUGUAAAAAUCAUAUCAAAUUUUAGUUGUCACUGUCAUAUAACCACAUGGUUCCUAAUUGUCAGUCUGCCUUUUAGCGUUACAAUCAGUUUCUUUUCAUUCUGUAAGUCAUUUCCAGUAAUAUAAAAGAAAAAUAGUGAAUUUCAAGUUGUAUAUCUAUUAUAAUUAUUUAAAUAUUAUCAACAAAUUAUUUUGAACACUGUAAUAUUGUUACACAAAAUAAUUUGUAGCUUAAUGUUUAUUCAAGAAAAAUAACUAUUUCUUAUGCAUAUCCGAGUUCUGUGUAUGGUCUUACGAUGAAUUGUAUGCGAAUGUACAGAUCAGUAUACCACCGGCUAUAUAACUUUCAAAUAUCAACAGCAAAUUAUGUUACACAACACCCUAUAAAAUUCCUAGAAACACAGGAAAGAUGGAGGAAAGCUGAUGGUGUUUCUAAACGAUGGCAGUUAAUAUAUAAAGCACCUAUGGAAAAGCCACUUAAUUAUUUGACUGCAUAUUUAACAUUUUCUACAACUACCAUUGCUUGUGGAGGGUUAUAUUAUGCCGCAUUUGAGUUUAAUAUGCAAGACUUGAAUAAGCCUAUUGUACUAGGAGAAGAUGUAAUUGUUGCGAAUAGUCCCAUAGAGUGCCUUGUUUAUGUUGGUGCAUUUGUUCUAUUUCAUGCAGCAAUCAAAAUUCUUCUAUCUAAAUAUAUAGUUAGAAUGUAUCAGGAUGGCGACAAUUACUUAGCCAUAUUUAGAGGACAUUUUUUUAAUUUAAUCAAGAAACAUGAAUUUCAUUUACAAGAUUUCAAAAAAUUAUCGCCUACAUUAGUAGUAUCAUGGGGCGAUGCUAGAUAUGAUAUUGGAAAUAAACAUGCAAUAAUAUUGGAAAAUUAUUUUAAAACACCAGAACACUUCAAUUAUUUGGUAAACAAAAAAGGUAUUGAUAAUCCUAAUAAUGACGAUUAACUAUAAUAUCAAUAGAGGUACAGCAGUAAUUUAUAAACUAUUUAUGUAGUAAUAAAGUA
Achroia grisella is the source of this 2012-nucleotide messenger RNA. RefSeq lists its product as uncharacterized. Lineage: Eukaryota; Metazoa; Arthropoda; Insecta; Lepidoptera; Pyralidae. The transcript has a single exon. The record is from RefSeq and is a predicted model, not a curated record. Bases 1300 to 1953 code for a protein of 217 amino acids.